AUGGUCAAGAGACGUGCUGAAGUUGCUGCACAGAAGUACUAUCUUCCCCCGACCAAAUUGAUCCCGAACUCGCAAUAUCCACUCCUAUAUUAUCCCGGCAUCUUGUCCCCAGAUUCAAAGUCGAUCGCUUCUCAGUUUUACGACCUUCUAUCCAGCAAUGGCUGGGAGGCACAGUGGAUCUUCCGCUAUGGCCAAACGCAGGAUUCCCACUACCAUUCCUCAUGCCACGAGUGCAUGGUUGUGCUCACAGGUAACGCGACCAUCCGGUUCGGCGUUGCCGAUACGAGCGAAGACAUGAACGAGAAUACCUAUGGCUCGGGCAAAGAGGAUGGAGGCAUCGAGCUCAAGGUGAAGGCGGGUGACGUGAUUCUUAUCCCCGCUGGCGUCGCCCACAAAACCUAUGACGCCAAGCCCGAUGACGAGUUCAAACUGAUGUCUCCCGGCAACGGUCACGGCUUCCCUGCAGGUUCUCGAGAGAAGUUGGACGAGAUCAAUCUGACUGGGUUCACGAUGAUGGGAUCCUACCCGGCGGAAGCAAAGGAAUGGGAUUUUGCUGUUGGGGGCGAGGGAGCUUCAGCUUAUGCCAAAGUAUGGUCUGUCCCUCCUCCCAAGCUCGAUCCAGUGCUGGGAGAUUCGGACGAUGGAUUGGUUGGUCUUUGGAGACAGACGUCAUCUCAUGUGCCAGCACAAGGAAGCAUCCCAUCCAAACUAUGA
Molecule: messenger RNA, 714 nt
Organism: Clonostachys byssicola
Lineage: Eukaryota; Fungi; Ascomycota; Sordariomycetes; Hypocreales; Bionectriaceae
Source: the annotation of a GenBank genome assembly